This is a messenger RNA of Xylona heveae TC161, 1386 nucleotides long. Its product is annotated as hydroxymethylglutaryl-CoA synthase. Lineage: Eukaryota; Fungi; Ascomycota; Xylonomycetes; Xylonales; Xylonaceae. The coding region runs from base 1 to 1386 and encodes 461 amino acids. The record is from RefSeq and is a predicted model, not a curated record. The transcript has 4 exons. Gene Ontology annotation, molecular function: hydroxymethylglutaryl-CoA synthase activity. Gene Ontology annotation, biological process: ergosterol biosynthetic process; acetyl-CoA metabolic process.
AUGUCUGCGCGUCCCAGAAAUGUUGGCAUUAAGGCCAUUGAGAUCUACUUCCCCAACCAGUGUGUCGAUCAGGCUGAACUCGAAAAGUUUGAUGGCGUCAGUGAGGGCAAGUAUACCAUUGGUCUUGGCCAGACCAAGAUGAGCUUCUGUGAUGAUCGUGAAGACAUCUACUCUCUUGCCCUGACCACGCUCUCGUCUCUCUUCCGCAAGUACAACAUUGACCCCAAGAACGUUGGACGACUUGAGGUUGGCACCGAGACUCUGCUUGACAAGUCCAAGUCGGUCAAGUCCGUCUUGAUGCAGCUCUUUGAAGAGUCUGGCAACGCCAACGUUGAGGGCAUUGACACCGUCAACGCCUGCUAUGGUGGCACCAACGCCAUCUUCAACUCCAUCAACUGGGUCGAAUCGUCCGCAUGGGAUGGCCGGGACGCUGUCGUCGUCACCGGAGAUAUCGCAUUGUACAAGAAGGGCGCUGCCCGCCCUACCGGUGGUGCCGGCUGUGUGGCCUUGGUUAUUGGCCCAGAUGCCCCGGUUAUCUUUGAGCCCGGUCUCCGUGGCUCGUAUAUGCAGCACGCGUACGACUUUUACAAGGCCGAUCUCACCAGCGAGUACCCCAUUGUCGAUGGCCACUACUCCAUUCGCUGCUACACGGAGGCAGUCGACAACUGCUACAAGGCCUACAACGCCCGCGAGAAGGCUCUCCAGCAAAAGGGUGAGACUAAUGGCGUCGUCAACGGUGACGCCGCUAACGAGAAGACACCGCUUGAUCGCUUUGACCACGUCCUCUUCCACUCGCCCACCUGCAAACUUGUGUCCAAGUCGUACGCUCGUUUGCUCUACAAUGACUUCUUGGCCAACCCCAGCCACCCCGCCUUCGAGUCGGUGCCCGCCGACUUGCGCGAACUCGACUACGAGAAAUCGCUGUCCGACCGCAACAUUGAAAAGACCUUUUUGGCGCUCAGCAAGAAGCGCUUCCAGGAGCGUGUCCAGCCUGGUGUCCAGGUGCCCACCAUGUGCGGCAACAUGUACAGCGCCAGUGUUUACGGCUCCCUCUGUGCCCUUUUGAGCAACGUCGACAGCGCCGCUAUCCAGGGCCGCCGUAUUGGUGUCUUCAGCUACGGAAGUGGUCUCGCCAGCUCCUUCUUCUCUCUGCGUGUGGUUGGCUCCACGGAGGCAUUCCAGCAGAAGCUCGACCUGCACGCUCGCCUCGACGCUCGCCGCACCGUCGCUCCUGAGGUUUACGAUCAGAUGUGCUCGCUCCGUGAGAAGGCUCAUUUGCAGAAGAACUACGUUCCUCAGGGCAGCACCGAGCACAUUGUCAAGAACACCUACUACCUGACCGAGGUUGACGACAUGUUCCGUCGCAAGUAUGCCAUCAAGGCCUAA